Hyaloperonospora brassicae is the source of this 1359-nucleotide messenger RNA. NCBI's taxonomy places the organism in Eukaryota, Oomycota, Peronosporomycetes, Peronosporales, Peronosporaceae. The record is from the annotation of a GenBank genome assembly.
AUGCGCGAGAUCCUGUCGAUCCACCUCGGCCAGGGCGGCAUUCAGGUCGGCAACGCCUGUUGGGAGCUCUACUGCCUCGAGCACGGGAUCCAACCGGACGGACAGCUCCCGCGCGACGCGAGCGCCGUGGGCGACGACUCGUUCUCGACGUUCUUUUCGGAAACCGGGGCGGGCAAACACGUGCCGCGCGCGGUGUUUGUGGACUUGGAGCCCACGGUCUGCGACGAGGUCCGCACCGGUACGUACCGCCAGUUGUACCACCCCGAGCAGAUCAUUUCCGGCAAAGAAGACGCAGCGAACAACUACGCGCGCGGCCACUACACGAUCGGCAAAGAAGUCGUCGACCUCGUGCUCGACCGCGUGCGGAAACUCGCCGACGCCUGCACGGGGCUCCAGGGCUUUAUGGUGUUUAACGCCGUCGGCGGCGGCACUGGCUCGGGCCUCGGCUCGCUGCUGCUCGAGCGGCUCUCGGUCGACUAUGGCCGCAAGAGCAAACUCGGGUUCACCAUUUACCCCUCGCCGCUCGUGUCGUCGGCGGUCGUCGAGCCGUACAAUUCCGUGCUCUCGACGCACGCGCUGCUCGAGCACACGGACGUGGCCAUUAUGCUCGACAACGAAGCCAUCUACGACAUUUGCCGGCGCUCGCUCGACAUUGAGCGCCCCACGUACGCGAACUUGAACCGCCUCAUUGCCCAAGUGAUUUCGUCGCUCACGACGUCGCUGCGCUUUGACGGCUCGCUGAACGUCGACAUUACCGAGUUCCAGACCAACUUGGUGCCCUACCCGCGCAUCCACUUUAUGCUGAGCUCCUACGCGCCCGUGAUCUCAGCCGAGAAGGCGUUCCACGAACAGCUGUCGGUGGCCGAGAUCACCAACAGCGCGUUCGAACCCACGUCGAUGAUGGCCAAGUGUGACCCGCGGCACGGCAAGUACAUGGCCACGUGCCUCAUGUACCGCGGCGACGUGGUCCCGAAAGACGUGAACGCGGCCGUGGCGACCAUCAAGACGAAGCGCACGAUCCAGUUUGUCGACUGGUGCCCCACGGGGUUCAAGUGCGGCAUCAACUACCAGCCGCCGUCGGUCGUGCCGGGCGGCGAUCUCGCGCGCGUGCAGCGCGCUGUGGCCAUGAUCUCGAACACGAGCGCUAUUGCUGAAGUGUUUUCCCGCAUUGACCACAAGUUUGACCUCAUGUACGCCAAGCGCGCCUUCGUGCACUGGUUUGUGGGCGAAGGUAUGGAAGAAGGGGAGUUUUCCGAAGCGCGUGAAGAUUUGGCGGCGCUCGAGAAGGACUACGAGGAGGUGUCGGCCGAGACGGCCGAUGGCGAAGGCGAAGACGAGGAAUUUGGCGAAGAGUACUAA